AUUUCAUUUCUUUUUCUGAAUUUCGCGCCACCUUCCUCCGUUUCGUCCUUCAGCAGGAAACGGUUCUACUCUGACUUAGGCACCUUCAAUUCAACCAACAACAAUGCUCGCAACGCUUAAAGCGGAAGAACAAAGCCAACAACUACAGCUCGUUGAGCGCGAAGAUAUCGAGGAUGAAGACGACUUGUUCGAAGCGAUUGAUAAACUGACUUCUCAUGGAAUCAAUGCUGGAGACGUGAAGAAGCUUCAGGACGCAGGGAUCUACACGUGCAACGGUUUGAUGAUGCAUACGAAGAAGCACUUGACCGGGAUAAAAGGUUUAUCUGAGGCAAAGGUUGACAAGAUCUGUGAAGCUGCCGAAAAGCUAGUGAAUUUUGGUUAUAUCACUGGAAGCGAUGCUCUGCUCAAGAGAAAGUCUGUGGUUCGCAUUACGACUGGAAGCCAGGCUCUCGAUGAACUCUUAGGAGGUGGUAUUGAAACUCUAGCGAUUACGGAAGCUUUUGGAGAAUUUAGGUCCGGGAAAACGCAACUUGCGCAUACUCUGUGCGUCUCUACGCAGCUUCCUACCCACAUGCGGGGAGGGAAUGGAAAGGUUGCAUACAUCGACACUGAAGGAACUUUCCGACCUGAUCGAAUUGUGCCUAUAGCUGAAAGAUUUGGCAUGGACCCGGGAGCUGUACUUGACAAUAUCAUAUAUGCUCGCGCCUACACUUAUGAACAUCAACAUAACCUCCUGCUAGGCCUUGCCGCAAAAAUGUCUGAAGAACCAUUUAAACUUCUGAUUGUUGACUCUAUCAUUGCUCUUUUUCGAGUGGAUUUUACCGGAAGAGGAGAACUUGCAGAGCGCCAGCAAAAACUGGCGCAGAUGCUGUCCCGAUUAACUAAAAUUGCAGAGGAGUUUAAUGUAGCAGUUUACAUGACUAACCAAGUGGUUGCAGACCCAGGUGGAGGAGUGUUCGUAUCAGACCCCAAAAAACCAGCAGGAGGCCACGUUCUUGCUCAUGCUGCUACGGUAAGAUUGAUGUUCAGAAAAGGCAAAGGCGAACAACGCAUCUGUAAGGUGUUCGAUGCCCCUAAUUUGCCAGAGUCUGAAGCUAUAUCCUUACUUUCUUGACGGAAGCACGUAUUUCAGAUAACACCAGGGGGCAUUGCAGAUGCAAAGGACUGAUGUCUCUUGCGAUGGCAGAAUAACAGAUGCAGCACAGGUUUAAGUGUUUAAUUUUUCAUCUAGUUACUAGAUACGUAUUUUUAACGUGGUAGUGAAGUGACAAACAUGUAGGGCGUCCAUGUGUACAAGUGUA
Momordica charantia (bitter melon) is the source of this 1301-nucleotide messenger RNA. It is a transcript of the gene DMC1, whose product is annotated as DNA repair (Rad51) family protein. Lineage: Eukaryota; Viridiplantae; Streptophyta; Magnoliopsida; Cucurbitales; Cucurbitaceae. Gene Ontology annotation, molecular function: DNA strand exchange activity; single-stranded DNA binding; ATP hydrolysis activity. Gene Ontology annotation, cellular component: condensed nuclear chromosome; nucleus. The record is from RefSeq and is a predicted model, not a curated record. Gene Ontology annotation, biological process: DNA strand invasion; mitotic recombination; DNA repair.